AUGCGUCACUUUCUUUUAUUGUUCCUGACUUGUUGCUUGUCAUUAAGCAAUGCUAAACUCACAUCAAGUAUUGUAUAUAAACAUUUGCCUCUUGAGGCUGUUAUACAAGCACAAACCUAUGGCGCUAGUGCUUACAAACAAUUCCUCCUUGACACUGAAAAUGCAACGAUGAGGGAGAGAAUGAUGGCUUAUGACGAUUAUUUCGAAGAAUGCAACAAUCUUGGCCAAGAAAGAGCGGCCGAUGUAUAUAGAAUUGUCUCGCAAAUCAAGCCCACGAAGGAUAUAAAGCUUCUCCUGACUUUGGGAUUCCAUUCAUUCCCUGCAAGAUUUAUAACUCUUGAUGAGGACAGAUUCCGUCAAGGUUUGAGGGAGUUGUGCGAGAAAUAUGAAAUGCAGUUGCAAUGUCAGCUUGGCUUUGGUGACUCAAGAACCUCGAUUUACUGGCGAAUUGACGAAUUAAAAAAUUCCGAUGGAAAUUUGAGAAUUCUAUUGGAUCGCCAUUGUCCGGAUAUUGAUGCUGAUUUAGUUGACUAUCAAUGCUUCGCUAGACAUGUCGAAGAGUACACGAAGCCAUGUUUCGCGGAUAUGCUUAACUAUAAUUAUACCAGAUACUCUGGUGGCCGUCGCAUCGCAAGAAUUCAUAUCAGGGCAACAAAACAAGUUGCAGAAUUGACGAAAAAUAAGGACUUGGAGGAGGACGACGACCAAUUCCUUACAUUGAAAGAACACAUUCAAUCAUCGUUCGAAAGAGCUCUACGAGAAAUUGCCGCCAUUGAAGGCGAAAAAUGUGAGGCUUUAGACAAAGUGCUUCAAUGUGUUCUUCCGCGAGCCGAAGAGAAAUGCGGAAGAGACGCCGCCGAGAUUAUGAAAACCAGUAUAUUAGUCGGGUAUCUAGGCCGCCAACGACGCGAGCCACUCAAUUCACAGUUCAAAGGUUUUAAUGUGGAAUCGAGCAAGAAAUGCCUCAAACUUCAUCCACACAUUGAAUAA
This is a messenger RNA of Caenorhabditis bovis, 990 nucleotides long. Lineage: Eukaryota; Metazoa; Nematoda; Chromadorea; Rhabditida; Rhabditidae. The record is from the annotation of a GenBank genome assembly.